Messenger RNA from Cuscuta epithymum, 1096 nucleotides. NCBI's taxonomy places the organism in Eukaryota, Viridiplantae, Streptophyta, Magnoliopsida, Solanales, Convolvulaceae. The record is from the annotation of a GenBank genome assembly.
CAGAGGAGUCAGCUUUUCUAUUUUCGGAUUUCUGAACUCCGAAAUAAGGGUAGGGUGUCAGCUUUCUUACUUUCGGACUUGGCAACUCCGAAUCCAGAGGAUGAGAUUUCGGGCUCCGUGAUUGGUUGGCUACAGAUCGGUUUGUUGUUAUAAAUUGACCUUCAACCUCCAUUCUCCCAUACCUUCAACCACCCCUUUCUACCCUCCUCUCAUCCUCUUUAUUGUUUAUUGAAAGGUUUGUAAUGGCCGAACGAGUUGCACACCCAGGGCCUCAGGAUCGUUCAGUGUUGUUUAUGCUACCGGAUGAGCAUCGUGCCGAUCGUGUGUGGCAUGAAUCAUCAUUUCGUGACGUCAAACUGAAAUGCCAGCACUAUUCGAGAGAAGCCUACGUUGAGGAGGGUCCGCGUCAUCCUAGGGUGGUACAGUUGCUGAGAGUAUCGGGCUUUCAUGGUGUGGAGAGAAUAGGACAAUUGCAGUUAGAUUGGUCUCUUGUGACUGCGUUAGUGGAGAGGUGGAGACCCGAGGUACAUGCAUUUCAUUUGCCCUUUGGUGAGGUAGGAUUGACCUUGCAGGACGUACAAGUGUUGUUGGGGUUGCCUAUUGACGGCAUACCACUCACGGUUAAUCUAUCCAGACGUGUUUGUGACUGCGGUUGUUGGAGGAUGAACGGAAUGCCAUGUGUCCAUGCACAUUCUGUGUGCCAUUUUCUAAAUUGCAGUGUUGAUUAUCUUAUUCCUGAGGUAUACAAACUGAGUUCUUACAUAAAUGCACAUUCCAGUGAUAUCAUGCCAUUUCCGAAUAUGAAUGAGUGGCCGCAAAAUGAGUUCAUUCUUCUUCCGCCUAAGUACUCUUCCAGAACUUCUCGAGCUGGGCGCCGUCAAGAAACAAGAUUUCCAAAUGAGAUGGAUAUGCGUCCAAGACGAAGAGGACAACAUGAUUGAUUUGUAUUUGUACUCUUAUAAUGUAAUCUGUUUUUGUACUUUGUUUUAAUGUUUUAAAAUAUUUAUUAGCCAUAUGUUUUAUAUGUACCUUUAAUAUGACUUAUUGUGCAAUGAACUUUGUUUUAUUUUGAAUUCGUAUGACUUUAAUUUAUGGG